GGACAAACUCCGUGAGCUUCGUCAGGAAGCUCCGCGGCACAGUGAGCCCGACGCCGAAAAUGCACGUGCAAACACACGCUUAGGAGUUGAGUGCACUUGGCCGUUCCUGGAAGAGCCCCAGCCUGAGGGUGAGCUGUUACUGCUGAUGCCAGUCCCCUGGGAAGUGCCCGGGAGGUCACCUCCGCCCAAGGCUGCCCGACCGAAGAUGGCUCGCGCCCGCCCCGGGAUGGAGCCCAGUGCCUGAGAUCCUUACCAUGGUGAUGAUCCUGAGUCCCAGCCUCGACAACCAGGGAGCCGACUCCAUAGCAUGCAGGACCUUUGACCCUGAGCUGCACACGCCAAGGAAGAUGAGUCAAGGACCGACCCUUUUCUCUUGUGGAAUUAUGGAAAAUGACCGAUGGCGAGACCUGGACAGGAAAUGCCCUCUUCAGAUUGAGCAGCCGAGCACCAGCAUCUGGGAGUGCCUGCCCGAGAAGUGUCAGGACCGCGCUCUGUGGCACCGGGAGGCAGCGACCGCCUGCGCGGUGACCAACCUGAUCAAAGACCUCAGCCUUAGUGACCAGAACGGGAACCCCUCAGCACCCCCCAGCAAGCGCCAGUGCCGGUCACUGUCCUUCUCCGACGAGAUGUCCAGCUGCCGGACAUCGUGGAGGCCCUUGGGCUCCAAAGUCUGGACCCCGGUGGAGAAGAGACGCUGUUACAGCGGGGGCAGCGUCCAGCGCUACUCCAACGGCUUCAGCACCAUGCAGAGAAGCUCCAGUUUCAGCCUCCCCGCCCGGGCCAACGCUCUCUCCUCGCCCUACGACCAGGCGGGGUUCCACCACCGCUUUGGGGGUCAGCCCUGCCAAGGGGCGCCGGGCUCGGCCACCUGCGGACAGGCAGGCGACAUCUGGAGCUCUGACCCGAACCCCGCAGGAGGCGGCCGGCUCGACAUGCAGCGGUCCCUCUCCUGCUCGCACGAGCAGUUUUCCUUUGCAGAGUACUGUCCGCCCUCCGCCAGCAGCACCCCGGCCUCCACCCCAGAGCUGGCCAGGCGCUCCAGCGGCCUGUCCCGGAGCCGCUCCCAGCCGUGCGUCCUUAACGACAAGAAGGUCGGCGUUAAGCGGCGGCGCCCGGAAGAGGUGCAGGAGCAGAGGCCUUCCCUAGACCUUGCCAAGAUGGCCCAGAACUGUCAGACCUUCAGCAGCCUCAGCUGCCUGAGCUCUGGGAUGGAGGACUGCGGCCCUCACAGCCCCUUCGCCCUCCACGUCAGCAGCACCAGGUCCUGGACCGCCUUGCUCUCAGCCUCGGCCUCCAGCCUGGGGGGCAGGACCCCCGCCGGGACCCCCGUCCCUGAGCCUCUGCCCCCGGCCUCGGACGACCAGCUCGCCUGCAAGGAGGAGCAGUGCUGCAAUGAGCCAGGCGGCUGCCCCCAGGGCGAGGGCUGUGGCAGGAGUUGGGGGCCGGCCACAGCCUGGCGGGACCGUGGGGUGGCUGGGAGCAGCCCCUGCUCCCUGGACGGCGAGCUGGACAUCGAGCAGAUAGAGAACAACUGAUGGGCAGCGGGAGCCGGGCGGGCAGUUGAAGCUGGGAGCCCCACCCGUGGGAGCUCCCCAAGGGCAUCGGGUCCCAGGGAGCUCUGGCCCCAGAGAGGCUGUCCGCCUGCGGGCCUGGCCCUGCCAUGCGGCCAACUGCCCCUCACCAGCAUGGUGGCCCCGGAACCCAAGAGCAGCUUGGUCUGGGCCCCUCUCCCCCUCACCCCCCACCCUCCACUCCCGUUCCUCUCCAGCCACCCCCACCGGGCACCUCGCACAUUUCCUGCAGGGCUGGACGCUCUGUGCGUGCGACUCCCAGUGGAGCUGGUUGGGGGGCUUGUGCUCAGGGCCAUCCGGUGGCGUCAGGCCCUUCCGGCCUCCUGCUCAGGUUGAUUUUCAGGGGGUUGGCCCCACAGCUUCUUUCACUCCGUUUUAUUCCGUGCCUUCUGCCCCAGGUCUCCCUGCUCCAGACUUGGGAAGGUUCGGGAGACACCUCCCUCUGUAGUAACACCGGAACCGUUUGGCCUUAAUUCCAGGUGUGGGAGACAGAGGCCCCUGGGGUGCCGGGAGGGGGCUCUCCGCGCUGGGACCUCGGGGGCUGGGGUGCAGCUUGGGCUGCUCGUUGGCGUCUGCAUCGGGGAGAUGUGGGUGGGUCCUUGCCUGUCCGGUGGCGCCGAGAGCCUGACCCUGUGGCUGCCAGCCCCUCCGGGGGCCGCUCGGGCAGGUUGGCACAUGGCAGCCAUCCUCUGUGGCGAAACUGUCACUGAGUGAUUAGCUUAGUUGAUUCAGGUGAGCGGAGAGAUGUCACCAGUACCGGAAACCCCUUGAGCACGUCCUCAGGAGGCAGGAGCCGUGAGCAGGUGCACGCACCAGGCCUUGUGCGCAGUUUGGGGGUGGAGGGCGUCUGUCGGCCGCUUUGGGGGUCCUGCACUGGGGCCUGUGAGGCCCUCUGCGGAAUUCUAAGCAGAAUUCUAAGCAGUCGGAUGGGGACUGCUGGCUUUAAUGAGGCCCGCCGGCCACCUCCGGGCGAGCGCCCCUGCUGGUCGGUGGGGGGAACAGAGUGUACGAAGUGUCCCCAGCUCCCGGCACGCCUGCGGGCUCCCCGCUCCCUGGGAACCCCGACCCCCUGAGGGUUUGCUCUCAGGCAGCAAGGCUGGCAGACGCCCCUCACGGGCUUGCUCUCUUAGGGUCUGGCUUGUAGCAAACUCAGCAUCUUCCGCAGACAACGGCAGUGGGGUCAGCCUUCCCCACGGGGCCAAGUCACUGGUGUGUUCUCCGGAUUUGCUGACACGCAGCAAAGGCACAUUGGUAGCCUCCUUGCUUCUGCUCAUCUUUUGUGGCUAGAGGUCGCCUCACUUCCACAGCGUGAGUCCGUGUGGUUCUCACGAAAGACCCUCUUUGGGAAACUUUACUUACACCUUCACUUCUUUACUAGAUCAGAAGCCCCAGUUCUGGUUUCUAGGUGGCAUUUCUUUAAAACCAGCCAUAACAUGCUUGUAGAGAAAAUCCCAGUGCCUGCCCUGCCUUCCCCCCAAGGUUCUGUCAAAAGGCCUCAGGUUGGACAGUGCCGUGGUCGUGGCACCGGGCAGGGCCUGGGGCCAGAGCCAGCUACAUUUCAGUGGCUCCCACCAAAGGCACGUCCCCCAGGGACCCUGGAAACCCCAGAGAGCCAAAGCAGGGAGCUGGUGGCUCUGGGCAGACAUGUCAUCUCCCCUGAGCCCCAGCCAGCGGGUCACGGAGGCCAUGUCUUAGAGCAAACCUGGCGGGGGCGAGGGCAGUUGCUGGGUGACUCCGGGGCAGGUGGCACCGGCACCCCGCCCCCACCGAGUGGCAGCAGAGGGAGCCGACCUUUCUGUGGAAGGAGGGGCAGGGCCCCAGAUGCUGCUCUCCCCCAUAGCGAGGGAGGCAGAGCUGGGCCAGGGAGGCCUGAGCAGUGACCCCCAGCCACCUUACCUCAGGGUCAGGUGGGGAGACGCGUAGCAGAGGGGGUGUCACAGGGCUGGGGUGGGGGUGUCCUGCCUUCAGACCUGGUGGCAAGGAAGAAUGAGCUGCGGAGCUUGUGAAAUGGCCUCAUCCUUCCCACCACCUCCCAGGCCGGUCCCAUCGGCCCCUAGAUCCAGUCCCCGGGCACUUUUGGGCAGAAGGGACCCCAGCCUAAGGUGAGAUUUGGCCCUCCGGCCUCUGCAAGCCUCUCUCUGCUGCCCCACCCCCAGCGGAACUCCUAGCCCAAACCUACAACAGUGGCAGCACAGUGGCGGGAGAGAAUGGCCAUUGUCCCCUCUGCUCUGAGAAAGAGGUGCCCGUCCGUUAUUUCGUGUUUGGAAAGAGCCGGCCCUGUGGAGGAGGUGCCACCCCACCGUCCAGGGAGGCGUGGGCAUGCCCACCCUGCCAACACCGGGACCUCUUGAGGCUCCUGGAGGGAGGCCCUCUAGGAGGCUCCCUCGGUGUGUGGCCAUCCCCACGGGGCAGCGGGUGGGCUGGCAGGCUUCCCGUGCCGGUGCCCACGAGCUCCCACCCCUCAUGGGAGCUCAGGGGAGUUCAGAGCCAGGAGUGGGCGGUGCUGUCCCCUGCCACCUGCCCGCCCCUGGGGGCCCGAAACGACAAAAGCAGGGUCGUGGCUCCAGGAGAGCUGGGUGGGGAGCAGAGGCACCCCUACCUGUUCCAGAAGGAGCCCCUUCCACAGCCGCCUACGGGCCAGGCCAGGCGGGGGUGGGGAGGGCCGCAGCCUCACCGUUUACAUGACCGCAGACCCUCUUGCCUUACUCGCAGUGGAGGCCGGGGCCCGGCGCGGGGCCCGGCGCAGAGCCCGCGGGCAGACACGACACCCAGGCCACAGGGGUGCUUGUUCUGAUCAUACGUAGAUUUUCAUUCUCAGAAAGCCUUACUUCUCAUCAACAUUUUUGUAGCAGGAAAGUCUUGUGAAUUCGUAUGCUGGAAGAAAAUUUAAAUAAAGGAAAAGUCCUCGUGAAAAAGAAAGCGAACCCAAAUGUUUAGAUGGUCUGCUGGUGCAGGGGCAGUGUGCGCCUUCCCUGAUGCUACCUGGCGGGGGUGGGGGGGGGCGGUCGGGGCGCUGCGUGUCUGAACGAGCUUCUGUGGGAUCAAAAUCACGGCCCUGGAGGCCCGGGCAGCACCUCCGUGUCUGCCCUGGAGGGCCGAGUCCGGUGCCUUGGGGCUGUCCCCCGAAUGAUAACCGCUUCGGGCCGGGGCCCUGGGUGCGAGCAGAGCCCUGGUCAGGUGGCGGCCGGUGCUGGCCCCCCCCCUCGCGGGCGGUGACGCCGCGGGCUGCCAUGUCCGCAUAGUUGGUCAAGCCCCUCCCCUUGGCUCCAGUCCGAGAAAACACUGCCUAAUCGUUAAAGAGAAAAGAAGAAAAAAGAUGGUGGUAAUAACUAUAACAAUAAAAAAGGCAACCCAGACCACGGCAGAGAUCGUGUAGCCUAGGUAGGAUAGUCUGAUCUUCUAGCAUAGUCUCUUCGGCAAAUACGUGUGUGUGCAGCGUGUGGGGGAGCGGUCCCGGGGCUCGGUGACGGCACGCGGGCCGAUCGGGGGCUGUGGCGUGCUUCCCGUACCGGACGCUGUCAGUGCUGCAGAGCUUCGGGGAGUGUGGCGGCCGGAGCCAGCGGGGCCGGGCCCUGCCCAGGGCAGAGCUGUCGGGUGCCGCCACGGCCGCCCCCACCCCCACCCCCACCCCGCCCACGCAGGCCGUGACCGUCUUGCACUAGCGCCGCUCUAGUCUCUCAGGAAUCUGCUUGUUACUCUUACUGUGUGAAUAAAGUUUCCUGGCUCAGUCCCCAGCCGC
Suricata suricatta (meerkat) is the source of this 5310-nucleotide messenger RNA. RefSeq names its product family with sequence similarity 53 member B (gene FAM53B). NCBI's taxonomy places the organism in Eukaryota, Metazoa, Chordata, Mammalia, Carnivora, Herpestidae. The transcript has 5 exons. Gene Ontology annotation, biological process: protein import into nucleus; positive regulation of canonical Wnt signaling pathway. Bases 255 to 1535 code for a protein of 426 amino acids. The record is from RefSeq and is a predicted model, not a curated record. Gene Ontology annotation, cellular component: nucleus.